CAGAGAGACGGGAGACUGGAGACGAUAUCCUCAAAUCCUCGCUGCGAAUCGCCGAUCCCUCCCGCGCCUGCUCGGCCGGCGGAAACCCUAAGGACUCGCCGCCCUCGACCGUUCCCGCCGGCCGCUCAAUCCGUCCCCAAGAACUUACCCCGUUCCGUCGCAUCUCCUCUCGCGCAGCUCUCCUGGAGAUCCCUCCCUCCGUUUGCCGUUCGCUUCACUCCCUCUUCUCUCCAUCUCGUUCGGAGUCGGAUCCUCUGACGGUGCGCCCCGGAUUUUGGAAUCUGCGCUGCUCUCGCGGUUUCUUGGGCUCCAAGACUGGGAUACUUUCCUCCCUUGUGGAGGAAUGUGGCAAGGUUGGAGGUCUUGAUACGUUUCGGAGCGUUCGGUGAGUCAAUUUGGUGAUCAUAAUCCAACAUGGUACCCUGAAGAUGGCCCUUAGUAAAUGCAAACCUUCUGGUGAUGAAACUUCUGUCAGUAUGGCACCUUUGGCAUUUUCUAAAAGGGCACUUGAGAAGGUCAAUCCUGUCGGGCAAAGUAUGACAUCCAUGUCAUCAUCCUUCCCAGCGGUGGCUGAUGUAGAUAUUGACAUUAGGGAAAUUUACUUCCUGAUCAUGCAUUUUUUAUCAGCUGGGCCAUGUAAAAGGACAUAUGGACAGUUCUGGAAUGAGCUUUUGGAGUAUCAACUUUUACCUAGAAGAUACCAUGCGUGGUAUUCACGUUGUGGUGCACAAAGUGGCGAUGAAGAUGAUGAUGGCAUCUCGCUGCCUCUUUGCUAUAUCAAAUUGGCCGAAAGGUAUCCACACAUUGAAAAGGAUCACUUAGUAAAACUUCUGAAACAAUUGAUUCUGAAUUCUAGUCAUUUGCCUGGAAUGGGCAGAGGAGCUCCAAGUGCUGCUGAUGUUCCUACACUUCUGGGAUCUGAUUCCUUUUCUCUUCUUGCAUCUGAUAUGGAUAGAGGGAAUAAAGGAGCCAAUAAGUUGCCGAGUUAUUUGCGUUGGCCACAUAUGCAGGCUGAUCAGGUCCAUGGGUUAGCUUUUAGGGAGAUAGGUGGUGGUUUCACAAAGCACCAUCGAGCUCCAUCCAUUCGUGCAGCAUGUUAUGCCAUUGCUAAACCAUCAACUUUGGUGCAAAAAAUGGAGAUCAUAAAGAAGUUGAGGGGACAUCAGAAUGCUGUCUAUUGUGCUACCUUUGAUCGUUUGGGGCGGUAUGUAAUAACUGGGUCAGAUGAUCGCCUUGUUAAGAUCUGGUCACUGGAAACUGCAUUUUGCCUGGCCAGCUGCCGUGGACAUGAAGGUGACAUAACUGACCUGGCUGUGAGUUCAAAUAAUGCUGUGGUGGCAUCUUCUGCAAAUGACUCCAUCAUUAGAGUGUGGCAUUUACCUGAUGGCCACCCAAUAUCAGUGUUGAAGGGACAUACUGGAGCUGUGACUGCCCUUGCCUUUAGUCCAAGACUUUCCUCUGUUUACCAGCUACUUUCAUCCUCUGAUGAUGGAACAUGCCGUAUCUGGGACGCUAGGCAGUCUAGUGCCAAGCCGCAUAUUUACAUACCAAAGCCUCCAGAUACUCUAGCUGGAAAGAGCACUGAUCCCACUCCUACUGUUGGGCAACAAACACAUCAAAUCUUGUGCUGUGCAUUCAAUGCCAAUGGAACUGUAUUUGUCACUGGAAGCUCGGAUACGUUUGCUCGGGUAUGGAAUGCUUGUAAGAUCAACACUGAUGACUCCGAGCAACAAAACUAUGAGAUGGAUCUUUUGUAUGGCCAUGAGAAUGAUGUCAAUUAUGUGCAAUUUAGUGGCUGUGCAGUGAGGUCUAGAUCUUCUAUAGGUGACUCUUCAAAGGAAGAUAAUCUUCCAAAAUUUAAGAACUCCUGGUUCACACAUGAUAAUCUUGUUACCUGCUCUCGUGAUGGUAGCGCGAUUAUUUGGAUUCCAAGAUCCCGACGAUCUCAUGGAAAAGUUGGACGGUGGACUCGUGCUUAUCAUCUUAAAGUUCCUCCACCACCCAUGCCUCCUCAACCUCCUCGUGGGGGUCCACGCCAGAGAUAUCAACCGACUCCUCGAGGUGUUAAUAUGAUAGUCUGGAGUUUGGAUAAUCGAUUUGUACUUGCUGCUAUCAUGGAUUGCAGAAUAUGUGUUUGGAAUGCUUGUGAUGGAAGCUUAGUUCAUUCACUGAUUGGCCACAAGGAUUCUACAUUUGUUCUUGAUGUGCAUCCUUUCAACCCCCGGAUAGCUAUGAGUGCUGGCUAUGAUGGAAAAAUGAUCAUUUGGGAUAUAUGGGAGGGCAAGCCUGUACGGAUAUAUGAAACUGGCCCUUUUAAGUUGGUUGAUGGAAAAUUUUCACCCGAUGGGACUUCAGUUGUUCUCUCAGAUGAAGUAGGACAGAUAUUUAUUGUGGCAACAGGGCAAGGAGAGUCUCAAAAAGACGCAAAAUAUGAUCAGUUCUUCCUUGGAGAUUAUCGUCCCCUAAUGCAAGAUACAAGUGGAAAUGCUUUGGAUCAGGAGACACAGCUUACACCACAUCGGAGGAACAUUCAGGAUCUCCUUUGCGAUUUAGACAUGAUUCCAUAUUCGGAACCUUACCAGAGCGUCUACCAACGGCGUCGCUUAGGUAUCUUAGGUAUUGAGUGGCGUCCCACUUCAUUGAAACUUGCAGUUGGUCCAACUUACAAUGCCACUACCGGCGAUUUUCAACCGCUACCAAUUGGCAACCUAGAACAAUGGGUUGAGCCUUCACUAGAGGUUGUGGAUGCUAUAGAUUGGGAAGUAGAAAAUGACAUGCAGAGUGAUGACACUGAUUCCGAAUAUAAUGUAACCGAUGAAUAUUUAAGCGACGGGGAACAUGAAAGUUUGAGUAACAGUUCCUCUGGAGAUGCAGAAAGCAGUGCAGAAGACAGUCGAGUUGACCAUGACUUAAAUGAAGGCCUCAGGAGAUCUAAAAGGAAAAGGCACAAAUCUGAAGCCAAGUUCACAACUUUGUCUGGUAGGCGGUUCAAAAGAAGAAGCUUGGACAAGAGUGAUGGUGCUACUCUAUCUAGGGCUCAUAGACAUAGGAGGUCAAGGAGUGGAUGCAUGACAGGAAAGACAUCUUCUAAAUCAGAGCCACUACGACCACAGAGAGUUGCUAAAACAAAUGCUCUCACUUUCUUUUCUAAGAUAACCAGUGUUUCUACAGAUGGAGAAGAUAAUGAUUCAGAUAGCAAUUCCUCUGAAAGUGAAUCAGUGCCUCCAGAUUCAAAGACCCAGAGCAUCGAGUCUGAAAGGUCAAUGAAAAAUAAUCAGCUUCAUUAUGCAAAUGAAAACAAAAAAUUCAAGGAUGAGUGUGAAGAUGCUGCAAAACCUUCUCGAAUCAUAAAAAAUCAGGACAGUCAGGCAAGCAGGAGGAGUUUGGUCCUUAAGUUGCCACCUCGUGAGCCAAUAGUAGUAGUUUCUGGAAGUACAGAAUCUAUUUGCCACAAACAGGAUGGUGUACCAGUUUUCUUGCCGAUAACUAGUGUUGAUGUCAAUUACAAGGCUGAUGCACAUGGAGUAAGACAAACAGAGAUUUUUGGUCAUCCUAAUCUUUCAGCACACCAGGCCAGCACGAUGAAAUGGGGAGAAGUAAAGCAACGGUCAUCCAAACGUCCAAGACUGGGCGACAUGAUUACAGAUAUUUGCCAAGAUGGUCCUAGAACAUUUGUAAGUGACAAUAAUGGAUGUCCCAUAUCCGAGAAUGAGUGUGGAACGUCUCUUUCUAGGAACCAAGCUCAUGAAAUUGAUCCUGACAGAAGUGCACUUGAAAACAAGGGAGUGGAUGAUGGUCCACUUGGAUUAAAUGGUACUAGAAUUGAUGUGCUUUCUCCUGAAAGGAAGUCUAGAUCUUUAAGACAUCAGCAUGAACACGAUCAGGUGACACUGACAUGUAGUGACAGUAGAAAUAAAUUAGUUGUACCACCUCGCAGGGACCCAGUGAGCAGUGAAUUCAGGAUAUCUAACAUUGCAUUAAAAGGACCUGAAGUGGUUCCAAUUAAAAAUGAGAAUUUAUUUGGCAGUAAGUGUAUUGUUGAUGUCGAUCAGCAAGUGGAAAAAAAUGUGAAGACCAUCUACCCAAAGCUACGAAUCAAGUCGGGAGGAUUAGCACAAGAGGUUAGUAGUUCAUCCUCCAAACCAAAAUCCAUGGCAUGUAAUGAUUGGAGGAGCUUUGAAGGUGAAAUAUUGUCAGAUAGUCCAGUCCCAACUGGACAUAAUCUAGAUUCAGUUAUGAAUGAGGAGGAUGAAGGAACCAGUGGAAAGAAUUUAGAACAUGGGCAACAGAAUAAUGGAUCAGAAAGUUCAGAAAGGCAGACAAAUGCCAGUUUAUACAUUUCUCACAAUUACAAGAUGGAUUUAGAGUCCCAUGGUAAAGUAUAUAAUGCUGUUUAUAGAAGGACAAAGUCAUCCCAGGGAAGGAAAAGUUCUGGGGCUGGCAUUAAUGUAAAGGAAGAAACUACAUCAGACUCUGAUGACUACGGUGGAGAUGUAAAGAUGGAGCUAGGUAUUAGCAAUAGCAUGAUAGACAGUUCUUGCAGAACAAGAUCCAUGAGGACAUCCAGAAAUGAGUUAACUGAUAGUAAUAAUAAUUUUAGAGUGAGCCAAAGAAAUGAUCCAUUAGGUGCUUCCACAAGCAGGGGAAGAUCUACAUUAAAUGCUUGUGAUCAACUUAUUUUUGAUGAAUGGAAGUCAACUUCUAAAAUUACUGUUGGUUUAAGAUCUACCAGAAAUAGAAGGGAGAACUACAAUACUGACUUUAGACCUUUGAACAAAAGAAGAAACCACCAAUCAAUUCGAAAACUUUCAUGGCUUAUGUUGUUUGAGCAUGAGGACAGCUACAGGUAUAUUCCUCAGAAAGGUGAUGAGGUUGCCUAUCUGAGACAGGGCCAUAAAGAGUAUAUUGAAAGUUCUGGUACAUCUGAAGUAGGUCCCUGGAACUUUGUAAAAGGCUUAAAAGCUGUUGAGUUUUGCAAGGUUCAAGACCUUGAUUACUCUACACUUCCUGGAUCUGGUGACAGCUGCUGCAAACUCACCCUUGGAUUUGUAGAUCCUUCAUCCAGUGCAUUUGGUAAAUCUUUCAGAAUCACCAUGCCAGAGCUUGAUUAUUUUCCAGACUUUCUUGUGGAAAGAAUACGCUAUGAUGCCUCCAUAGAAAGAAAUUGGACUCACAGAGAUAAGUGCCAAGUCUGGUGGAGGAAUGCAGACCGAGAUGGUGGGAGUUGGUGGGGGGGACGGAUCUUGGCUGUAAAGCCUAAAUCUUCUGAGUUUCCAGAUAGCCCAUGGGAGCGAUAUGUUAUACAGUACAAAGAUGAUUCUUCUGGCCAGCAUUUACAUAGUCCAUGGGAGUUUCACGAUGCCAGUAUCCAGUGGGAACAUCCUUGUAUUGAUAACGAAACCAGAAAUAAGCUUUUAAGUUCUAUCGCUAAGCUAGAGAAAACAUCAAUAACAAAUGAGGAUUGUCAUGGUGUUUGUAAACUGAGCCAGGUGGCUCAAAAGUCUGAGUUUUUAAACAGGUUCCCCGUUCCGCUUUCCCUCGAGGUGAUAAAGAGUAGACUCAAAAACAACUACUACCGCACUGUGGAUGCAGUCAAGCAUGAUGCUUCUGUCAUGAUUUCAAAUGCUACAUCGUACUUCAGCAAAAGCGCAGAGAUGACAACAAGGAUGCGUCGAUUGUCCGAGUGGACCAUGCGCACAUUCUCGUUGUAGGAGUGCCUCUUAAAAAGGAGAAAAAAAGAUUAAAUCUUGCUGCUUCACUGUAGAUAAACUAUUAAUUCUAACAUAUUGCGUCACCUGUCAGCAUCAGCCUUUUACUUAAAGAUGUAAUUUUUCAGGGAGGAAUUGGCAUUACUUUGGGUGGUUGUUACGAGGGAAUCGAUACCAAGGAGGUUCAAAAAGAAAGAGAGAGAGAGAGAGAGAGAUAAAAGAGUGCUGGCAGUGAACUGCCACGAUUAAUUUUUUUUGUAUAGACCCACAUCACCAUCCUCAAUAAAAAGAAUGCGCAAGUGCUCGUUGUCAAUGUCAUCUGUGGCAUAGAUGUAUGUACAU
This is a messenger RNA of Musa acuminata subsp. malaccensis (wild Malaysian banana), 6050 nucleotides long. RefSeq lists its product as uncharacterized. NCBI's taxonomy places the organism in Eukaryota, Viridiplantae, Streptophyta, Magnoliopsida, Zingiberales, Musaceae. Gene Ontology annotation, biological process: regulation of transcription by RNA polymerase II; cytoskeleton organization; regulation of cell shape. Gene Ontology annotation, cellular component: nucleus. Gene Ontology annotation, molecular function: protein binding. The record is from RefSeq and is a predicted model, not a curated record.